AGAGAAGGCGUGCUUGAGGCGGGUCUAAUGCGGAGAGCGGGUCCCGGGCGGUAACGGCCGGAGAGAGGGCGAAGAUGCAGUUUAUGCUGCUUUUUAGUCGUCAGGGGAAACUUCGAUUGCAAAAAUGGUAUGUCCCCCUCUCAGACAAAGAGAAGAAAAAAAUUACAAGAGAACUUGUCCAAACAGUCCUUGCUCGCAAACCCAAGAUGUGCAGCUUUCUGGAGUGGAGAGACCUAAAGAUUGUAUAUAAAAGGUAUGCAAGUCUUUACUUCUGCUGUGCUAUUGAGGACCAGGACAAUGAACUUAUUACCCUUGAGAUUAUUCAUCGUUAUGUUGAACUCCUGGACAAGUAUUUUGGAAGUGUCUGCGAACUUGACAUUAUCUUCAAUUUUGAGAAGGCUUACUUUAUCCUGGAUGAAUUCUUAUUAGGAGGGGAGGUACAGGAGACCUCAAAGAAGAAUGUUCUGAAAGCAAUUGAACAAGCUGAUCUGCUGCAGGAGAACCAAAAUGAAGACUGGGGAAGUUUGUCAGCAGACGAUAUCUUAUGAUUGAAAGAAAUCUUAGGCUAUUGGCCUGUUAUGGCUCCCAUCCAGAUCAUUGUUUGUCGUUACAGUCAGCACUAUAACCGAAGAGUUGCCCGUGUACAAUCAAACUGAUACAGCAUGCAGUCCAUGAGAGGCUGAGAGGAAAUUUGGUCAUCAGGUGGUGUGAAUAAAACAUCAGUGGUGCAGAGAGAUGAGCAAGCAUUAAGUGCUGACAUCUGAUGCGUACAAGCCUGUUAAAAAGCAACAAAGGAGAGUAAGAUCAGUGCGGAAGCUGCAAUCAGUCGUGGGGACUGCUGCCAACAUAUCAAUGCAGUAGUGAUGGUCUCGUAUUGCAAAGCUAGGGUCACACUGCAUCUAGCCCAUCUCUUAACAAAAUUGGUUGACAACCAUUAACAUUUCUCCUUGUGAAACUAGUUUAUAAUAAAGGAUCUUGUUUGAAGCUAUGAGUUAGACACCUUCUUCCAUCUUCCCUGAAAGCUUGUGCAAAAUCCCAUUAAAUUAGACUUGAUCAGGAAAAACAGUAUUUGAUGCAAACCUUCCAGAAACCAGUUUCACUGUGUCUGAGCAAUAGGUAACGUUAACCAUGACCUAAAAUAUACAUCUAUUCCUGUUUUAGAGAUAUGUUAACUAAUAUUGUUGAUAUUUAACUAUUUAUUGCAGCAUUUAUUUUUCUAUUAACAAGAUUUAAUUGUAUUUGUAUUGCUUUUGGAAGCUUUGAAGUAAAGUCAUUUCACUCAUGCUAAGUAAACUGAACGCUGCUUUCCAAAAAAGUACAAUGUCAUUUGAACAAAUCAAAUCUAUAUGUAUUAAGGGGUAGGAAAAUUUCUGGUAGCAAUGUACCCCAAUUUAAUGGAGUCUGUUGCCUUUGACAUUUGUGCAUUUUCUUUUUGUCUUCCCAGUCCCCAUGUCCUGAAAGAGAUUGCUUCUGCUUUUAGUAAAUAAUUGAUCUACAAUACUAUUAUCCUUUUGGCAUGUGCAGCAAUUUUCUGUAUGCCUUUCUCAGGCAUUAGAUCAAUGUCUGAAAGCUGUGACGUUAAAAGCUACUCCACUUAUUAACCCCUUCAGAUGUGCUCAGCUCUGUCAGUUUCUGUGACCAUCCAGAUGAUUGCAGGUGAGCACACCCAAAAUACUUCCAGUUCCAUAUCAGUCAGUUUGCCCUUAUCCUGAAAUUCACAUUUGUGAAACAUCCUCUUGAUUCACCUCCACAUUGGCUUGAAAUGAAUGUAGGAACUGUGGAUUGUAUCUCUUCAGUGUUCACUGAUGGAAGAUAUAAGCUAUGCUCCUAAUGAGUUGAUGUAGAUGCAAGCAAAUCUUUUAAUCGUCAUAGACUAACUGAGCACUCUCAGAGUCACUUACUAUGUUUAUUAUAAUCAUUUUUUAAAAUUUCUAGUGGUACAAAAAUGAGUAUUUAACAUCGUGUUUCCAUAUAAUCAGAUUAUUGAGAAAUUGAUAGCUUUAUUUAGGAUAGCAGUAAAGUUCCUCACUUUGUGUGAAAUGGGGUGGAGAAGAGGAAGUAUUAUCCUAGACAAGGUAGUAUUACAGUUCCAUGAAUGAAGGUGCAUUUUGGGGAUCAUUUCUGUUUUUAAAGUACAGACUUCUGACUUUCUUAAACGUAUAUAUUUUACACUAACUAGUGUUAGUUCUGAAUUCUGCUGGGACUGAAUUUUGGCAUUUAUUGCUGUGCGUUGAGCUGAUUGAAACGGUUAAUGGUUUUAGUGUUUGUAAGUAACAGCUUGCUUUAGCUUAUGUUUUAUAAAAUGCACGCUUCUGGCAUGUUAUAAAUAAAAACCUUCCUGCAUGCAUCAAA
This is a messenger RNA of Stegostoma tigrinum, 2352 nucleotides long. Its product is annotated as AP-1 complex subunit sigma-2. Gene Ontology annotation, molecular function: clathrin-cargo adaptor activity. The record is from RefSeq and is a predicted model, not a curated record. The coding region runs from base 75 to 548 and encodes 157 amino acids. The transcript has 6 exons. Gene Ontology annotation, cellular component: intracellular membrane-bounded organelle; membrane coat; AP-1 adaptor complex. Lineage: Eukaryota; Metazoa; Chordata; Chondrichthyes; Orectolobiformes; Stegostomatidae. Gene Ontology annotation, biological process: intracellular protein transport; vesicle-mediated transport.